Molecule: messenger RNA, 816 nt
Organism: Annulohypoxylon truncatum
Lineage: Eukaryota; Fungi; Ascomycota; Sordariomycetes; Xylariales; Hypoxylaceae
Exons: 1
Coding region: 1-816 (271 amino acids)
Source: RefSeq, a predicted model, not a curated record
AUGCCUUCGAUAACACCGAUUGAGCUGCCCACGUUCUCUACGAGUAAGAAGAGGAGACGAGAUGACGACCACAACGAAAAUCAAAUGCCGUUGUACGGUUCGCCAAAGUCCUUGUUGAGGUCCUCACCCGCUAACUCCGACGCUCGCUCCAGAACAAUACAACAUAAUGAAUCAACAAGCCUUCUCUCUACCAUCGACAAUAAUGAAAGGCUCAUUCUCCCUUCCCCGGCCCGGGGCGCCUCCACGAUGCUUAACAUGCCGCGAAAAGUGAUCCCGCUGCCUGUAAACAAAAGGUUCCGGCUAGUCAACGAUGACGACGAGCACCUACAUUCCCAUAGUAGCCUACCGACCCACUACUCGUCGCAACAGUCCCACCAUUCGCAUGCUCAUCCCGAGUACACGACACCACCAACAUCACCACAGCAGAGCCGAGCGGGCGCCCAAACCAGACCGAAUCCGCCAGUACCACUUAGCCCGUGUCACAUCUGCCACCGAAAACCAACCAAGAAAUCCGACCUCGACUCCUUCGCUGAUUGCAUGGGGUGCGGGCAAAGAGCCUGUUUUAUCUGCAUACGUGCGUGCCAAGGCUGGCUUCCGUCCUCGGAGGAAGAUGAGAACUUAUCUGCAUCCUUCACCAUGCAAGAUGUAGACGACGACAGUAACUACAGUAAUAAACCCGACCGAAAGGAAAGCAAGGGAGGAGGAUGGAAUGGUCGCGGCCACCGAGAAAUGAUCUGUAGCCGCUGCUGUGUAGAGCGAGGCCCUGAGGGCGACGUCGUCUGCCUGGGUUGUCUGGCCGGCAUGGAAGGGGCAUAG